Achroia grisella is the source of this 3625-nucleotide messenger RNA. RefSeq lists its product as uncharacterized. The record is from RefSeq and is a predicted model, not a curated record. The transcript has 7 exons. NCBI's taxonomy places the organism in Eukaryota, Metazoa, Arthropoda, Insecta, Lepidoptera, Pyralidae. Bases 353 to 2215 code for a protein of 620 amino acids.
GAACUAGAAGUGUGUCAAGGUAAAUUGUAUUGUCAAUAAAAUUGAACACUUCAAUAUAUUUAAAAGAAUUAAUAGCAAAUAACUCCGUGUUCCUAUUAUGAGUAUUUAACAUAUAUUUGUGUAUUUACUGUAAAGUUUUAAUCAAUCAUGUUUAUUCCAUAAACUUGUGUUCUUCACUGGCCUAGAUUUGAUAGGAUCCUAAAAUGCUGGUUAGGACGCUCCCAACGGUCUUAAAAUUUAUCCAAUGUUAUUGAAAACUUACUGUGUAUAAUGUAGUUUGAAGUCAUAUUGAAUGUGUAAUGAUCGUGUGUGAUUUAGAAACUUUAGUUAAUUAGUGUUCAAUUGAGUCAUCAUGGGGGACAAGAUGAAUACCGAGUAUUUCGCACCUGGAGCUGUAGCCUUCAAUUACAACAAUGUGACGGGAGGUGCAGACAGUGCCAGUGGGGGCUCGGGCGGCUCUGGCAUGGAGUGCAUCCAAUUGCGCUCGCCGCCCGGACCCUUUCAUUACCUCAUAUCGGAGCAGGCUAAGUCCCUCGUCGCUCUACAGGAACUCCAGAAUGAGGUCGGCGCAUUGCUCGAGUUUCGCGACCUCGUCAUCGAGACAUUCCCAAACCUGCGCUCAAAGAUGGCGCCAUCAACGCCCGCAAGUGGCACGCGCCGAGACUGGGAGCCAGGUGUGCGAGUACGCAGAAAACUUGCCGGAGGUAGCGGAGACACAACACGAACGAAGCCCCAGCCUUCUGUGCAAGACUCCGGCUUCAGCACGGAGACCUCUUGCGGAAAAGAUGCGCACUCGUCCUCGGCCUCGGCGUCCGCGUCGGCGUCCAGGACGCGACCUCUCGAGGACGAACUGUGGCCGCUUUUGGAUGUCAUACAACGCAAAGGUGUCCGGUUACGCGACGAGGCCGAACUGCUACGAGGAGAAUUGGAUGAAAGACAUUCGGCUGAUACAGCCGAGGAGUCUUUUGCACGUGCACUAUCAGGUGAGUGCGGAGAGUGCGGCGACCUGCAGCGGUUGCGGUGCGAGCGCGACGCGCUGCUGGCCCGCGCGGCGCAGCUGGAGGCGGAGGCGGCGGCGUCCCCGCCGGCCGUCGCGCCCGCGACUCCCCUCGGACGACUCGACUCCGCACUCGAAACCCCCUCGCGGACCCCACGCGUCUCCACGCCGGACUCCAAGAAGUUCGCGGCGAUUCUCCUCGAGAGCAAUCCCAUCGAACUUCAGAGACAACUCCUCACCUCCACCGUACAGAAUCAGGUGUUACUUGAGCGGCUAAAACGUGCGGCUGCGCAUCGGUCGCUGUUACUGGAGAGACUAGAACGUUCGCAAGACAUCAAUGAGGACCUUAAAUUCAGGCUCGAGGAAAGAAACAUAGAAUUGGAAGGCGCUCGCGCACGUGUGAGGCAACUCGAGGGCAAACAGCGGAGUACGAGCGAGAGCUUCGACCGCAGCCGGGACGCGCACAGCAGCAUGCGCGACAUGGAGCCGCUGCACAUUCCCGAGGCGAACGAGGGCGACGACUCGGAGACGUCGGCGCGGAUCUCCGAGACGCCGCGACGUAGCACGCGGCCGAGCCGUAUUCCACUGCACACGGCGCACAAGGGCGCGGCGCCUCGGCCGCCGGUGUCAGCGGCGACGUCGGCGCCGCCCCGACCGCCGUCGGCGCACUCGGUGCGGUCGGCUCGGUCGGCCGCGUCGGCGCGCAGCCGCAGCUCGACGUCGACGCCCAAGUCGGCGGUGCCCGUCCGCCGCUCGCCGCCCCACGACAAGAAAUCUGGCCAGGUGGAUGCGGAGGUGCAGUGCGGUGAUCUAGCUGGUGAUCCCGGCAGUGAUCUCCGCGGUGACCCCCGCAGUGACCCCCGAGCGCCCCUCGUGGCGGAAUACCUGGCUCGCACGGAACGUCUGGCCCCGUUGUUCUCGCGACUACACACGCACGCUAUACGCUCUCGUCCGCUGCCUGCCGACCUACUUCUGGAUUACCGGCUCGCAUACGAGACGCCCCAGAACUUAGCUCUAGAGCUCACCAAGUCGAUACUCUACGAGAACGCGAAUUCGAUCGACAAAACGUUGAAAUCGAUCAACUCGCACGGCGAAGAUUCGUUAUGGAACGGUAAACCGCAGCAAUAUUUUGAGAGCAUGAAUUAUGGCGAGCAGAUACCGUCAGCGGAUAACGAUACAGCUAUCAAAGAAUAUGAUAGCGACUCGCUGGCUCCUUAAUGUGGUUUUCUCUCACUAUGGUCUUUAACCUGCAUUAGAAAUGAAAGGAUGUUUGAGAACAAACAUUUAUGCUAUAAUAUAUUAUUUUAUUGCCGAGUCAAUUGAACAUCUUUUUAUUAUACACUCACGACCAUUACGCUUAGAGACAAGCGCUCUAUAGGAAGGUGUUUUCAAAUUGAAUCUUUUUAUUUCUAUUGCAGUAAAUGACUGUACUUAUUAUAGGUGGGGUUGCUCGACGCAUUCUCAUGUGUACGAUAUAUAGCAUUAGUUCCACUGAUAAAAACCAUUCCAUGUAUUUUAAAAGCACUCCGAAUGUAUCGAGUGAUCUGUGAUAGAUUAUAAAGCAAAAUGCUCUUUUAUAGUUAAUAUUCUAUCGACUUCUUACAAUUAUCUUGUGUUUGUUGAAUACACUGGAUUUCCAGGUUAAAACCAUGAAGUUUCGAGUAAAUAUUUAUUGACCAUAUUAUUAUUAUUAUUAUUCUUAAACAAUGUAUUAUUUGAAUAAACUUUCAUGUGUAAAUUAUGUUUACAUUAAAUUAAAUACAAUUGAAUAAGUGUCAAAUAUUACAUACCUAAUGAAUUUAUUAGUUAUUUUAUUAUAUGUGAAUUUCUAUAAUGUUGAGAAAAUGCUUAUUAUAAUAAGAAGUGAGAUGGUGUUGGACGAGUAACGGUAGCUAUUUAACCUAAUUAUUGUCAUUCCUAAGCCUAUAAGGACAGACUGUAACAAAUUUAUUAAUUGUGUGAGAGCUUGGAACGACUGUAGUAAGGCUGUGAAACACUCAAGUGUGCUUUGAUUUGAAGGAGUAUAAUAGCUUAGAGUUAGUUAGCUUAAACAAUUGGUUCACACGGCAAACCUAUAGGUGUGAUGAAUUUAAUUUAUACGAUAUACUAUUGUUGAACUUUGCCCAAGUGUCCAGUACUGAACGUCCAUCGCAUACUGCCGGUGUUAAUGAAAUUUAUCAAUCAUUAGUUGAUUUUUAGUAGCGUCGCAUUUGUCGUGCGAUAUAGCUCGCUAACAAAUAGUAGGAGACUGAUUUUGUAUAAAAAAAUAUAGUGAUAUGCUUAUACCAAGGGAGACGAACUCCGUUUAAAACUCCUAAAUGAUUUUUGUUCUAUUUUAUAAGCUUCGUAAAAUGUAAAAAGAUAUUGCCUAAGAAUAAGUAAUUGUUAGAUUUAUUAUUAAUAUUCCAAUUCUAUAAUGUAUAUGACUAUUUUGUAUAAAUUAAGAACAAUUAAAUAAUUAAGUCAACUAUUUACUGUACAGCUUUAUCUGCGUUUAUUGUAAAUUAUUAAGCCACUACCUUCCUAAAAUUAAGAUACUCAUAAAAUUAUCUAGUUGACUUGAAUCUAGUUGAUGACAUAUGUAAAUUGUACAGAAAUCAUAUCAUUAUAUACAAAUUACGAAAUAAA